This is a messenger RNA of Phaeoacremonium minimum UCRPA7, 1458 nucleotides long. Its product is annotated as putative mannan polymerase ii complex anp1 subunit protein. The record is from RefSeq and is a predicted model, not a curated record. Gene Ontology annotation, biological process: cell wall mannoprotein biosynthetic process; protein N-linked glycosylation. Lineage: Eukaryota; Fungi; Ascomycota; Sordariomycetes; Togniniales; Togniniaceae. The transcript is spliced from 5 exons. Bases 1 to 1458 code for a protein of 485 amino acids. Gene Ontology annotation, cellular component: mannan polymerase complex. Gene Ontology annotation, molecular function: alpha-1,6-mannosyltransferase activity.
AUGCUGCCCUCAUAUGCAUCCUCCGGGUCCAAGGUGAUGGCACGGCAUCAUGCCGGCGCAUUCGCAAACGGAUACCCAAGAGGAGACACCUUUGAGAUCUCGCCGCACAGAUUCCAGCCUCGAGGUGCGACGCCUGCCUUCCGAAGACGACGGUGUCUAUUCGUACGAAUCGCGGUGGUCCUCGCGGUGGUAGCGCUGUUUGGCCUGUUCGUCUGGCCUAAGGGAUCGAUCGCAGGGCUCUUCUCGCUCGGCCUGCUGUCCGGAGCAGAGGACUUCCAGCUGGAGACGGUGCGGUAUUACGACCUGUCUAAUGUCCAGGGCACCGCCCGCGGCUGGGAGCGCGAGGAGCGCAUCCUGCUCUGCGUGCCGCUGCGCGACGCCGAGAACCACCUGCCCAUGUUCUUCUCGCACCUGCGCAACUUCACCUACCCGCACCACCUGAUCGACCUCGCCUUCCUGGUCAGCGACUCGAAGGACAGGACGCUGGACCUGCUGUCGCAGAGCCUCGAGCAGAUUCAGGCCGACGAGGACCCGGCGCAGCACUACGGCGAGAUCUCGAUCAUCGAGAAGGACUUUGGCCAGAAGGUCAACCAGGAUGUGGAGAGCCGUCACGGUUUCGCGGCACAGGCUAGCAGGAGAAAGCUCAUGGCUCAGGCUCGGAAUUGGCUUUUGAGCGCAGCCCUACGUCCGUACCAUUCUUGGGUCUACUGGCGAGAUGUGGACGUGGAGACGGCUCCCUUCACUAUUUUGGAGGAUCUGAUGCGCCAUAACAAGGAUGUCAUCGUUCCAAAUGUGUGGCGACCGCUGCCUGACUGGCUGGGCGGAGAGCAGCCGUACGAUCUGAACUCAUGGCAGGAGUCCGAGACGGCCCUGGCAUUGGCUGACACCUUGGACGAGGAUGCGGUCAUUGUCGAGGGUUACGCGGAGUAUGCUACUUGGCGCCCGCAUUUGGCCUACCUUCGUGAUCCUUAUGGUGACCCGGACAUGGAGAUGGAGAUUGAUGGUGUUGGAGGUGUCAGUAUCCUGGCCAAGGCCCGCGUCUUCCGCUAUGGAGUGCACUUCCCGGCUUUCAGCUUCGAGAAGCAUGCUGAGACAGAAGGCUUUGGAAAGAUGGCAAGGAGAAUGGACUUCUCCGUAGUUGGAUUGCCUCACUACACGAUCUGGCAUCUUUACGAGCCUAGUGUUGACGAUAUCAAGCAUAUGGAGGAAAUGGAGAAGGAGAGACUGGCCCGGGAAGCUGAGGAGAAGCAGAAAGCAGAAAAGGUGGAGAAAGUCAAGGAGCAGUUCGCCGACGCCAACGGUCAGUGGGAGAAGGAUAAGUCAGACAUGCAGAAGCUCGCCCAACAGGAGAAGAAGCAGGCGGCUGAGGUACCAGCCCAGCCCAAGGAUGGCAAGCCCGUCCAGGAGAAGGUCAAGGCUGCCGACGGUGCUGCUAAGGGCGUCCCUAAGCAGCAAUGA